This is a messenger RNA of Chenopodium quinoa (quinoa), 4913 nucleotides long. Its product is annotated as serine/threonine-protein kinase CTR1-like. Lineage: Eukaryota; Viridiplantae; Streptophyta; Magnoliopsida; Caryophyllales; Amaranthaceae. The transcript is spliced from 16 exons. Gene Ontology annotation, molecular function: protein kinase activity; ATP binding. The coding region runs from base 284 to 2731 and encodes 815 amino acids. Gene Ontology annotation, biological process: protein phosphorylation. The record is from RefSeq and is a predicted model, not a curated record.
CUACGAAUUUACGAUUACGCCACCGAAUUUUCUCUCUCCUCUUUCCCUACAAUAGGAAAGAAAAAGAAGGCAGCUAUGCUUAUGAUAACACUGUUAUUUAGAAAGAGAAAAUAAGUAAACUUAGAGAGAGAAAAUCUUUAGGGACAAAAAUUCAGGGGAAAAAUCAAUGAGAUUUUGACAAAAAUGGCGGUUUUCUAGGGUUUCUUUGCUCAAUUUUCUAGGGUUUGUAUACAGCUGAAUUGAUUGAUUAAUUGAAAUUAUUUGAAGCUUCAUUGAAUUUUCCAUGGAAAUGCCUGGUAGAAGAUCAAAUUACACGCUUCUAAGUCAAGUAGACGAUCAUUCAACGCCGGCGACGGCGGCGUCAAAGUAUUCCGGCGUCAGAGGAGAGAGAAACAUGUUUCCGGCGUCGAUCGGGUUGCAGAGGCAGAGCAGUGGGAGUAGUUUUGGGGAGAGUUCAUUGUCGGAUCAUUACGUGCAAUCGAUCUCGUUACCGGCGAGCGAUCUCGAUGGUUUUAGCUACUUGCAGGAGGAGAGAGGUUCGAGAAAGAGGGCGGCGAUUGACGGUGGCGGCGGUGGCGGUUGUGGAGAGUCUUCGUCGUCGAAGAGUUGGGCGCAGCAGACGGAGGAGAGUUAUCAGUUGCAAUUGGCUUUGGCUUUGAGACUUUCUUCAGAAGCUGCGUGUGCUGAUGAUCCUAAUUUCUUGGAUCCGAUGCCGGAUGAAUCUUCGUCUCGGUUGUCUUCCUCCGAAUCCGCGGAGUCCAUCUCUCAUCGAUUUUGGGUAAAUGGCUGUCUCUCUUACUCUGAUCAAAUUCCUGAUGGAUUUUAUCUCAUACAUGGGAUGGAUCCUUAUGUUUGGACGGUGUGUGCUGAUUUACAAGAGAAUGGUCGCAUUCCUUCUAUUGAAUCACUGAAGUCGGUAACUUCUGUAAAUGAAUCUUCUCUUGAGGUAGUUUUGAUUGAUCGGCGCAGUGAUUCCACAUUGAAGGAGUUACUGAACCGGGCUCUUGAUAUAUACUGUAAUUGCAUGGCCUCUGAUGAAGUUGUUGAUCAGAUGGCAAAGUUGGUGUGCAGCCGCAUGGGGGGAGCAGCUUCAACCAGAGAGGAAGAAUUGUUUCCCAUCUGGGAGGAGUUCAGUAAUGGUCUCAAGGAUUGUCUGGGGUCUGUUGUGCUUCCUGUUGGUAGCUUAUCUAUUGGCCUAUGCAAACAUCGUGCUUUGCUAUUUAAAGUCCUUGCUGAUUCAAUUGAUUUGCCAUGCCGAAUUGCCAAGGGCUGUAAAUAUUGCAACAGAAAUGAUGCUACCUCUUGCCUAGUACGGUUUGGACUUGAUAGGGAGUAUUUGGUUGAUUUGGUUGGGAAGCCAGGUUGCUUAUGUGAGCCUGAUUCCCUGCUUAAUGGUCCAUCUUCCAUAUCGAUUUCUUCACCAUUGCGCUUUCCACGAUUUAGAACAGUUGAACCUGCCAUAGAUUUCAGGUCACUGGCCAAACAGUAUUUUUCAGAUAGUCAAUCUCUGAAUCUUGUAUUUGACAGGCCUUCCACAGGUACUGUUGUAAAUGAACAAGAUGCAGGAGAUCCGAUGUAUCUUAAGCAACUUGCUAGGAAGCUUCCUGAUGCAAAUAAUUCUUUACCAAAUGACCAAGUACAUUCUCAGUUUGUUGGUCAUGAUAGAGAAUCCCAGUCUUCUGAAUCUAAUAGUCCUCCACAAAAUGUUGGAAGAGUACCUAAUGCCAACAGAGAGUUCCUUCCAUCAAGAUUUGUUCCUCCUAGCAGACAACGAGUGACCCAGCCAUUCACUGAUUCAACAAGAAAUUCAUCAAAUGAUUUUCGGUUUGAGCCUAGUCAGCUAGUUUCAAGUAGAAGUGAAGCUGCUCUAGACAUGGAUGAUUUGGUCAUCUCAUGGGGCGACCUUGUUGUAAGGGAUAGGAUUGGAGCAGGUUCGUUUGGAACUGUCCAUCGCGCUGAAUGGAACGGAUCGGAGGUUGCAGUCAAAAUUCUCAUGGAGUCAGAUUUCCAUCCAGAGCGAUGUAAUGAAUUCUUGAGGGAGGUGGCAAUAAUGAAACGAUUACGGCAUCCAAAUAUAGUUCUCUUCAUGGGGGCAGUUACUGAGCCACCUAAUUUGGCCAUAGUUACAGAAUAUUUAUGCAGAGGAAGUUUAUACAGGCUUUUACAUAAAUCGGGUGGCAGAGAAGUGUUGGAUGAGAGGCGGCGUUUGAGUAUGGCUUAUGAUGUGGCAAAGGGAAUGAAUUAUCUUCAUAAGCGUAAUCCACCUAUUGUUCAUCGGGAUCUAAAGUCUCCUAAUCUUUUGGUGGAUAAGAAAUACACUGUAAAGGUCUGUGAUUUUGGCCUUUCGCGUCUAAAAGCAAAUACGUUUUUGUCUUCAAAAUCAGCUGCAGGAACGCCUGAGUGGAUGGCACCUGAAGUUCUCCGUGAUGAACCGUCAAAUGAGAAGUCAGAUGUCUACAGCUUUGGUAUAAUAUUGUGGGAACUUGCAACAUUGCAACAACCGUGGAGCAGCUUAAAUCCUGCUCAGGUUGUUGCAGCUGUUGGUUUUAAGGGCAAGAGACUUGAUAUUCCACGUGAUGUAAAUCCUCAAAUAGCUGCUAUUAUUGAGGCGUGUUGGGCUAAUGAGCCUUGGAAGCGUCCAUCUUUUGCCAAUAUCAUGGAUUCCUUGAGGACAAUUCUUAAACCUCCUGCACCUCAAUCAGUUCGUGGAGAUGCACACAUCAUUACGUAAAUCAUUUGGUAGAUGGAGUUUUGCUGUUUUGCUCUCCUCAUUCGUAUUUGCAAGAUUAUUUCCUGGUGAGACGUUUGGAAAAGGGUAUCUGUCCAUCCAAUAAUCCCAGGUCAAAUGCUGUACAUCUCUGUUACCUUGCCAAUUGAGAAUUGAUUUUUUUUGACAAAUAUACAUUACUCAUACUACUAUACUAGAUGAUCAAAAUGAAUAGUCUUCCAGUACAGUUGUCCGCCUAUACUAAUUGUAUCAUUCUCGUGAUUUUGUAUGUAAUUUUAAGCACCGAUGCGGACAAGGUUUCUGGAAAUUAGCAUCUGAGUGAAUUGUGCAUAACUUGACGUAGGAACUAGAUAGAUAAAAAAAAAAAUACUAUUUUUUCUCUCGAUUUUGGCACUUUAAAUUUGUAAUAGCGCACUCGCUUAUUCUCUCGUUGAUGAUAAAAGUAGGGUGGGAGUGUUGAUGUAAAUCAUAUCUCAAUCAGUAUAAAAUUCCCAGCGAAGAAAGGUCGAGCAUCCCAAAAUGUCUGAUAAGAUUUGGUUGUUCGUGAUGGCCACCUUUCGUGUGUAGCAAUUCAGCUAGACUUAUAAUCUCUUACAGCAAAGAACAUUAUAUUAUAUUGUUUUUCUAGUUCUUGCGAUUAGUUUCAUGGUAAAUUUGUAAUGGACAUUGGACAAUUAACUUUGUCAGCGCAUAGAAGACACAUCCAAAGCGGAUGUAAGUUACUGCAGCAAUUUAUCGUUGGCUAGAUUGGUGCUACAAAAGCUCAAUUUAAGCUUACAAGUUACAAAUUCCUCCGAUUUUGCACAAGUCUUCUAUCUAUGCAGCUGCUGCCUUUUCUUUUUCCUUCUAUGAAUAUGGGAUUGGUUCAUUGAUAAAAGUCAUCCGAUAUGUGCAAAGAGAUUUAGAUCUAAAAAAGUUUAAAGAAACAUAGCAAUUGAAUCAAAUAAAAGCUUUCUUUCGUUGUUGCAUAUGUUUAUGCUACUUGGUUUUACGAGUGAACUAUAAUACAAGGUACUAAACUAUCAUGGUUGUUGCAAAUUGGGGACUCAACUUUCAGAAGUAGCAAAUUGGGUACUAAACUAAGGGAGAGUACCUGCCGAAGAGAAUAUUCCGGGCAUGUGACUUGUAAUAACCGAUUUUAAUCAGAUAUGAUGGUGCAUUGGUAACUGGGUUUUGAUGCCUUCUCAUAUCUCGAUGUUCCAGCAACUUGUGGCGGGAAAUGCUCCUUCACAAAGCUUCCCUUGCAAGCUUCCCAAGAAUGCCCCUUAUUUCUCCCUCAUUAUAAACAACCUUUAAUUCCCAUUUCCCUAUAUAAGCAAGUAGAAAGGGGGGUGGGGGGGACCUUCAAAGAUUUUCUCGAUUAAAAAAGCUCCAAAAACAGAAAGUUGCAAUAGAAUAUUCAUGAGUUGGUCUGCUAUUGAUCUAGUUGAAGAAAGAGAUUGAAAAUUAGCGAAAUUAACUUCAGCAGAAGGUAUAUUCCUUUUCUUUGUCUAUUUGUUCAUGAAUCUUGUGUUGGUUGGUUGUUGUUUUCUUCAUAAAAGUGUUAGUUUGUCUUUUUCACACGAGUAAAUAAUGUUUUAUUUUAUUUUAUUUUUUUAUUUUUUUUUUUGCAUAAUUUUGUUGCAAAAGUGUUUGACUUUGAUUAAACUAAGCUAUUAAUCUUGAUUGUUGUGUUGUAUUUAUUGUUAAAAAAUGGAGAAAUGUUUAUUUGUUGGUAGUUUAAAAGAGCAUAGUGUAAGAAUACCUCACCGACUUUAUUAAAAAACUGCUGGCCUUUAGGUAUGGACGCCCUUGCUGAUGCACACCCUCUAUUCAGCGAGCAGGAUGUGUUGGUCACCCACAUCUUCUUGUGCCUGCUAUGGGAGGACCAGGCCAACCUGCAAAAAGUGGCGGGUCUGGUGGCGCCUCCGCCACCUGAACUUCAGCUACCCUUUCCAUGGCCCAUGGGCUAGCAUACAAGAGUGGAUCCUUCGGGAUGUGCUGUUCAAUGAUGGCCACGACCUUCAUGCGUGGCUGAACAAGGACAUGACCGCCUAUUUUGAAGGUUUUCCACCCUGUUCAAGGAGGAGUAGGCGCAAAGGGGCUGGGGUGUCUAGGUGCAACAUGUUUAGGCUUUUUUUGGGGAUGCUGCUAGUUUAAGCUUAUGUUGAUCCUUUUUUUUUUUUUUUUUUUUUUUUUUUUUUUU